CUGCACACAACCGAGAGGAAGAAGACCAAGUGGAUCAUGGAGCGUAAACUGGAUCUUUCCCGUCUGAGUGAUGAAGAGGCUAAACAUGUGUGGGAGGUGAUCCAACGAGACUUCAACCUCCGGAAGAAGGAAGAGGAGAGGCUGAGUGAGCUGAAGACCAAGAUCGAGAAGGAGGACACGAAGCGAGAGCUGCUGGGAUCCCAGAACAACCUGUCUGACUCGCUUUGCAUCCGCUGCCUUCAGCCGUUCAAGUUCCUGGUCAACAGCAAGAGGCAGUGUCUGGACUGCCACAUGUACACCUGCAAGUCCUGCAGCCGCUACAACAAGAAGGAGCACGGAUGGGUGUGUGACAACUGUCGCAUGACCAGAGUAUUGAAGAUUGGGACUGUGGGUUGGUACCAUGACAACGUAAGGAACCGUUUCAAACGCUUCGGAAGUGCAAAAGUGAUGAGGUCGCUGUACAAGAGGCUGAACGGAGAGGGUGGUCGUGAUGACGACACUCAAAGUAUGCCAGACGUCCGUAGCCAUGUGUACAAUGGUACUGAAGAUGAUCCCGGAGAGGCUGAGGCUCAGCGCUACAAAACGAUGAGGAAGAGUAAACGCCUGCUGUCUGUUCAUCCCAUGGACUUCGACUCAGAGGAGUAUCUUCCUCAUUCACGUCGCCCAUCCAUGCAGCAGAUGCAGGAGGAUCGAUGUUACAGGAAUGAUGUGGACUACGACUAUUACAGCCACCGAGCCAACCGCAGGAAGAGCUUGGACCGAUACGCCAUGAGACACGACGACUAUGGAGAGAACCGUAUGAUCCGAACACGCUCUCUGUCUAAGAUCAGCUCCUCCGUCGCUCGACAGCAAUACGUCGACACGUCUGAUGAAGAAGAGUACCAUAGGUACCCCCCCACAUACCAACAACCCCCCCACCGCCGGAGAAACAGUAAAACCGCCUCUCAGGAGAACCUUGGUCAAGCCCCGCCUAUAAAUGAACUGAACAAGCGAAUGUCGGCCAUCGAAAGUCUCCUGAGCCGUCUGGAGGAGAAGAUGACACCUGUUGAUGAGGCAUCAACCUCACCAGGUCACACCGAGGAAGAGAAGCUGAGGAAGAAGCUGAGUGAGCUGGCGGGGAACCUGAGCGAUAAGGGCCUGUCAUCGGACGAUGAGGCCGGGAAGAAGCCACCCUCUGUGGGUAAAGGUUUGGCCGGCAUCAGGGGUGGCCCGGUCCCCCUGGACACUCCGAAGGACAAAGAGCUGAGCUCAUCCAGCGAUGAGAUGCCCACAGAGGCUCAGAAGGUGUACAUCACGGCCGGUCAGUCCUACGAGCUGGAGACCAAGCUGCGGCGUCUGGAGCAGAGUGCCAAGAACCGCUUUGGAGGGACCACAGACUCUGAGCUGUCGGAGCUGGAGGACGUGGUGGCUCUGACCGCUGCCAGGGUCCAGAGCGCUGAGAGCGAGGUUUCUGACAUUGAAAGUAAAAUCGCAGCUCUGAGUGCCGUCGGAUCCAAGAAGAAGGUUUCUGGAUCUCAUCAGAAGAGGAAGUCCACACAAGAUUUCCCCAAGAGCAACGGCACUCAGUGGAGAUCCAACUACAUGUUCUGAACCUGGACCAGGGUUCCUGCCUCUGGCUCCUCUUCAUCCUCAUCAGAUGUUCCACCUUCAUCAUGUGCACACAGCAAACACUGAGAGGGACGACGUUUUAUCUGUGUACGAUAGAAAUGAUCAAACUUCCGACUCUGAGAAGAGUCAACGUAACAAAACCAAUAAAAACACAAUCUGUUUUUAUUCUGUACGGCUCAGCCCAGUCCAGUCUAGCCUAGUCCAGUCCGGUCCAGUCUAACCCAGUCCAGUCCGGUCUAGCUCAGCCCAGUCCAGUCUAGCCUAGUCCAGUCCGGUCCAGUCUAACCCAGUCCAGUCCGGCCUAGCUUAGCCCAGUCCAGUCCGGUCUAGCCCAGUCCAGCCCGGUCUAACCCAGUCCAGUCCGGUCUAGCUCAGCCCAGUCCAGUCUAGCCCAGUCCGGUCCGGUCUAACCCAGCCCAGUCCGGUCUAGCUC
Messenger RNA from Melanotaenia boesemani (Boeseman's rainbowfish), 2041 nucleotides. It is a transcript of the gene mlpha, whose product is annotated as melanophilin a. The transcript has 15 exons. Bases 37 to 1590 code for a protein of 517 amino acids. The record is from RefSeq and is a predicted model, not a curated record. NCBI's taxonomy places the organism in Eukaryota, Metazoa, Chordata, Actinopteri, Atheriniformes, Melanotaeniidae. Gene Ontology annotation, cellular component: cortical actin cytoskeleton. Gene Ontology annotation, molecular function: small GTPase binding; actin binding; myosin binding. Gene Ontology annotation, biological process: intracellular protein transport.